Messenger RNA from Diaporthe citri, 1092 nucleotides. RefSeq lists its product as uncharacterized. The transcript is spliced from 2 exons. Gene Ontology annotation, molecular function: protein binding. Lineage: Eukaryota; Fungi; Ascomycota; Sordariomycetes; Diaporthales; Diaporthaceae. The record is from RefSeq and is a predicted model, not a curated record. The coding region runs from base 1 to 1092 and encodes 363 amino acids.
AUGGGCCAGCACGUCAUCUGGCCUGCCACCACCAAUAUCGACGUCCUGGAGCUGUUCCUCUUCUUGCGCGGAGACCAGAUCGAAUUCCCUGACAAGGAGGACAACUCAAGCGACGCAUCUGGCAUAAAGAAGAUCAUGAAUAUUGCAGCCGAGAAUGAAGGGGAUGGAGCUGCAGUGUUGCAAGUGCUCCUUGACCGAUACGGAGACCAGAUUUCUAUCACUGGCAUGGAAAAGAUCGUCAAGACUGCAGACGCCAACACAGCAGAAGUCAUGAACGUACUUCUUGACCGAUACGGAGAGCAAAUCUCCAUGGCUGAGUUGGGAGAGACCGUCAAGAUCGCAGCCGGUAAGAGACCUGGACCCUUGAAAGUACUCCUUGACCGCUAUGGGGACCAGAUCGAUUUGACCGAAGAAGUCGCCAAAGCUGCAACUUUGAGCGGUACCUGGAGAGUUGAACUGUCAACAGUUCUUAUUCGAGCCGCUCUGGACAGAGAGGGGAAUUAUGAAGAGUUCAUAAGGCUGCUUCUUGAGACCAACAGCCGCCCUACUGGAUUCCGGAACAUAUUCAGCUGGGAAAUGCUUUUGUAUGCUAUGCAUUGCGGGGACAAUGAAAUUUGCAACCUGCUUCUGGAAAUAGGUCGGAUCGAUGAUGAUUUGAAAGACAUCGAACAAGGACGCGUCUGGACACCUCUCUUCUACGCUAUCCGUCAAAGGAACCAGGAAGUUGUGAAGGUGCUUGUCGACAAUGGCAAAGUCAAUAUCAAGAAUGUCGAGGCAGAGUUUAACGGACGAGAAGCAUUAUCAUGGGCCGCAGAAGAAGGGCUCGUGAAGACUGUGGAGCAAUUACUCAGGAUAGAAGGAAUCCAGAUCGACUCGAGAGACUUCGACAAGCGGACACCUCUUCAUUGGGCUGCCAAAGAAGGAAAAGAUCAAGUUGUGAAAGGUCUUCUCGACACGGGCAAGGUCGACGUCAAUGCCAAGGAUGAUGCGGGCGAAACGGCCUUUUCGCAGGCAAGCAGGGGAAAAUAUCAGGUCAUCCUGCAACUACUUGGCGCCACGGGCAAGCUGAAUGCCAACUCUGAGCAGUUUUGA